Molecule: messenger RNA, 2571 nt
Organism: Ictalurus punctatus (channel catfish)
Lineage: Eukaryota; Metazoa; Chordata; Actinopteri; Siluriformes; Ictaluridae
Product: cortexin domain-containing 1 protein-like
Exons: 2
Coding region: 867-1052 (61 amino acids)
Source: RefSeq, a predicted model, not a curated record
GUCACGUUUUUAUCUCGGUAAAACAUGUCCGUCUAUCAAAGUGCUGCUCUUCUUCCUUCCUUUAUCAUUUCUCUUCUUAUGUUUAGUACUUUCUGAUUAGUAGUAGUUUCUUUCUUCUGAUUAUUAUGAUUUCCGGUGGAAACUGGUCAUUCAUUCCAAAGUCUGUACCUCGUACCUAUCUUCCUUUACUCGUGAUAAGUCCUUGUGUUUAUACCGCUCUACUUUUGCGGUGAAAUGCUAUAUUUGUUGCUGAUUCUGUGAGAUUUUUAGUUUAUUGGUAAUGAAGUGCUUCAUUGUGUUUUCUGGGAAUCCUGACAAAAACGAUAUAGUCCCUCAUGCUGCGCGCUUGUAGAUCCAGUAUGAGUUCUUUCAUUUGUUCGUUGUUUCCUAGGUUACUGGUGAGAGCUGUGUGGUAAAUUACUAACGGAUAGGAGUCGUGUUUUAUUGAUUUUUUGCCUUGUUAUCGCUGGGACUUCUUUCCAAAAACGUUCACGUUUUGCCUGGAGUUCUCUGUGUAGUACUUCAGCCAGAGAAAGAAAUUUGGUGGUCUUCGGCUUGUUCCGGUGAGCUGGAUGGACCUGCACACUUGUGGGAGAUCCUAAUCGCUAUGUCUCUCUUCCCCAUAACUAACCCACAAAUCAGUUUAUGCUGAAGACUGGACUCUACAAAUUGUAAAAUUUUCCAUAUCAACAGAAAUUUGACUUCAUCCCUGAUACACCGGUAUCUUAGUAAAGCAACAAACAGAAGAAACACCAUCACAUGUAUUCAUAGCCAAGAGACGUUAACAAGGACUACAAUAUUGAAAACCAGCAAUUGUUCUUCUACAGCUGAUGCUUGACUGAGGUCCUGAGCGUCAUUUCUACAUCAUGGACCAUCCUGCACUGACACGAUCCUCGUUAGAGAUCGAUGUGGAUUUGGGAUUUGCGCUCUUCUUCCUGUUUCUUCUCUGCCUCUUCUUGGUCAUUACAGUCGUCCGCUGUGCCCAAACAGUGAUAGACCCUUAUGGCUCUAUCCCCACCUCCACCUAUCAGGAGGAGCAAAUCAGUAACUGACGGUUGAUUUGGCCCAUCCCACGUGGUGAAUACACUGCAGGGGUUGGGCCUGAGCUUUUGUGAGGACUAUCUGUGAAAAUGUGGAGUUUUGCUAAUGGAGAUCAUGGUGCAAAACUAAUAGUGUAAAAAUAAGUUUUAUAUCACAAUAUGACAAAUGAAAAUGGUUAUACAGUAGGUCUACUGUACAAGUCUUACCCCCUAAAUGUUUUAAUCUAAAUUUUGUAUUUGUAAUUGUUUUGUCUUGUCUAUUACUGUGUCAGUAUAAAAUUGCAAAUUUAAAAUGUCCACACCUUCAUCUUUCAAAAAACAAAUGAGUCAAAGUGACAAGUUCUGUAAGAAAAUAUCAAUGCCAAAGAUUGAUUUGAUUUAGUUUUUUUCUACUUUUGCACAGUUCUGCAGAAACUAAUUAUUUGGGCUAUCACUGAUUAUGGCCUACUGUUCUUGGCUCAUAAACCAUAAUAUUUUUAGUUAAUUUAAUGGAUAUUAAAAUGUUAAAACAUAAAAAAGUUUUUUUUUUAUAUAUCUUCAUAACAAUACAUAACAAUAUUACCAGUCAUUAAAAAAAGAAGAAAAUUCAGUAUCAUUCACUUUCUAUUUGUAUAGUAAUCAGUGGUCAAGAGAAAUUUAGCAAAAAUAUAACAUAAUGCAGACUGUUAGAAACUAUAUAAACUCAUCCUUACCGGACAGUUGAAGACUGAAUAACGAUUCUGAGGCUAUCAUGAGCACAGACUCACCAAAACUGUACAAGACUGGAAAAAGACCAGGUGAUUUUUUCCCCCUAAUCUUCAACUGUCCACUUUGGGUGAGUCUUUGCCCAUGACGGCCUCGGAUUCCUGUUCUUGGCUGAUCAGAGUGGAAGCCAAUGUGGUCAUCUGUUGUUCUAUUGUAGCCCAUCUGCCUCAAGGUUUGAUGUUUUGUCCAUGCUGAGAUGCUUUUCUGCUCACCACGGUUGUAAAUGGUGAUUAUAUCAGUUACUAUAGCCUUACUGGCAGCUUGAACCAAUCUGGCAAUUUUCCUCUAACCUCUCAUGUCAACAAGGUGUUUCCACCCACAGAACUGUCAAUCACUCAAUGUCCCCCCCCCCCCCCACCAUUCUGUGUAAACUCUAGAGACUGUUGUGUGUGAAAAUCCCACUAGAUCAGCAGUUUCUGAAAUACACAAACCAACCCAUCUGACACCAUGCCACGAUCAAAGUCACAGAGAUCACACUUUUCCACUAUUCUGAUGUUUGAUGUGAAUAUUGACUGAAGCUCUUGACCUGUAUCUACAUGAUUUUAUGCUUUGUGCUGCUGCCACAUAAUUGAAUAAUUGGAUUGUGAGUGUAUAUUUGGGAGAAUAUUUCCUGGGGUCUUUGUUUCUCUGCAUCUUGUAAACUGUAUGCCUUUUAAUUAUUCAUGUCACUGUACAUAACCUUGGUGCAUGUACACAGUGUUGAGAUUGUAACUUAAUGAAAUUUAUGGAGCAUUUUGUGAAAAUGAUUGAUCAAGGUAACUGACAAUGUCACAAAAGGAACAUUAAA